Molecule: messenger RNA, 4407 nt
Organism: Lates calcarifer (barramundi perch)
Lineage: Eukaryota; Metazoa; Chordata; Actinopteri; Centropomidae
Exons: 7
Coding region: 131-4057 (1308 amino acids)
Biological process (GO): positive regulation of transcription elongation by RNA polymerase II
Molecular function (GO): protein binding
Source: RefSeq, a predicted model, not a curated record
GCGGGAGACAUGUUAAUACUUCUUUGAGUUUGCCUUAGAUGUUUAAAUUUCGUGUUCUAAUUUGGAUUAUAGUUUAGUUGCCCGAAACACGGCCGCUCGUGCAACAGAAAAAUACAGUGCCCAUGUGGACAUGCAGAGGUACUGGUGGCCAGGUUAUGAGAUGCAGCUUCUGGCAGAGCUGCAGAGACAACAAAACAACGCCCAAUUCUGUGAUACCCUGUUACAAACUGAGGGUAUCUCAGUGCCAACCCACAGUUGCAUCCUUGCAGCUCUCAGCCCUUACCUGUCUCAGAAGCUGUCAGCCUCCCCGUCUCCUCCGUCCGGCCAGAAGCAUCGGCUCCAGCUCCAGCCUGUGAAGGCCCAGACCCUGUUGAAGCUGGUUGGUCUGCUGUAUUCUGGGCAGCUGGAGGUAAAAGGAAGCGUUGAACAUGAUGACGUGUUGGCUGUAGCCCGCCAGUUUGGGAUUGCAGAUCUUGUAGAGGGGCAGAAAGAUGAGGGGAUGAAUGUGGCAGAACUCCAAGAGAAGAGGCGGAGUCUCGGGCGUUUCAGAGAGAAUGGCCGUCAAGCCGAGGAAAGCAGAUGGAGGGAUGAAAACAGGAAAAUGCAGGAUGCACAAGUUCAGGCUGAGAUGGUUGGAAGGAGGGAUACAGAUUCUCCAAUUGAAAAGAGAAGUUGUAUAUCUAUAGGAACACAGACUGUUAAAGCUGGUGAAAAGUCAGUGGGCAGUUUUAUUAUUCUGUCCGGCCAAGCUACCCCUCUGUCCCCAGAGUCUGAACUCAAAGCUCAAAGCUUGGAUUUUUCUGUCAUGUUGCAACCCCAAAGCCUCACACUUGAUAAACAGUUUUGCUCCACUUCUUGCCCAGGCAUUUAUAGUAUGGACAAGGGAGCACCAAGCGAUGGAGAGUCUCCAUUAAACCAAUCCUCUGGCUGUGUAAUAAAUCCCACAUCAACUCCAGCUUUGUUUGGUGAGACGUUGACCUUCCCCAUUUCACUUAUUGAUGACUCAGAGUCCCCAAGUCGUGAGGAGGGCAGCGGCCACCAGCAGUCAUCUGAGUCCGGGGACAGUCUACAGGCCUUGGCUGAGGAAAGAACAGAACUGGAGAAUGGAAAAAGAAAUGGCAUGACAGCUGACGACAGAGGAGAUACAGAGCAGCCAAGCCAGGCUGACAUAGAUGAGAUGCCAGGAGAAGAAAGCACAAAGUCUACAGUGAGGCAUGUUGGCACGAAGAACAUGGCCAAGAUGAAAGAGAUGCAGCAGAUGAUGGAGACCACACAGAUCUCUAUCAGGGUGAAGCUGAGGAGGAGGACUAAAGGAGAAGUGUGGGAGGUGGUGAGCAUGCGAGAUGCAGAUGAGACCUUGUCAGUUCUUGCCUCCCUGAGACAGCCAAACCCAAUACAGAAACCAGAAUGGCAUAUUCUUCAACCUGUUACCAACUCCCUCACGUCACCACUUCACCCCAACACCUCCUCUGACUCCCAGCCACCCUCUAGUGACUGCUUCACCCCAAACCAGAACGAUGGCCUCGAGGCAGCUCCAGUUCUGCAGCAUCAGGACUCUGUAGAGGAGUCUGAUGAGCAGAUAGAGAGGCUGUUGGAAGACAUCAUGAUGGGCAUCAAUAUCCUCCCCAACUUGGAGAGGGACUUCAAGAAGUCUCAUCACCUUCAGCUGAGCCAUGACGGAGUACUGAAUAUUUCCCAAGACCCAGUUACACAGAACGAUGCAGGGCACAAUCAGAUGCAUGCUGCUGUCAGUGCAGCAGGGUGUGUGUUUAACCAGGAUUUGGGUUCACAAACUUGCAACUCAUCAGCAGAUACAGGUAUCCAUUGUUGUUUCACAGUUCAGAACCAGUCCAGCUGCUCAAGCCUUUCCUCUGUACUGCCAGAUGCUGCGGUAAUCCAACAACGGCAGGAGUGCUCUCCACACUAUUAUUCAUCUGUCAGAUCCAUGUGGCAGAGUGAUGAAAUGAGCCAUCAGAACAUGCCGUUAUCCAAAAGUCAAGAAUGUCCACAUCUUGACGCACCUACAACAAGAUCAGUCAUACCCUCAGCUUUCUUCUCUUCUGGGCAGAAACUACAUUAUCCAGCAUUAUGGGACCUGUCCUCACAAGACAGUCAGCACAAUCUUGAGUUUUUACCUCUGAAGAAUGGCAGUGAGACACAGUCCAUGCAUACUACUGUCCUGUCUAUACCUUGCAUGGACGAUUUGCGGCUUCCUCAAUGUCUCUCUCCAUUAGAGCCUUGCACCUCAGCGACAAAACAUCAGCCUGUCCCCAACAACCCCAUGAACCUUGGUAAUAAAGUUCAGCAACAGCCAUCUCUACAUGGGCGACCUUGGCUGACAGAAAACCCUGGAUCGCUAAAAUUUCCCCUGAGUGCCAUCACUUGCAAAGAAAAUAAAAGUAUGUCUUUACCACAGGAUACUAACUACAACUGUUUGUCAAAGCACCGGCAGGAACAUCUGGAGUUGAAUCGACAAAAUGAGGGUAUCUUGGCAGAAUCUUGUACUGUGAAAGAGGUGGAAGAGAGAGAAACGCUAUCUUCUGUUCAACCAAACGCUGCAGAACUGAAAUCUGACCCAAGGAAGAUGAAGGAAGACAACACAGCUGGGAAUACAAUGGCACCUAAAAGGAGGACAAAACGCACCAGUCAUCCACAAGAUGCUGCCAGUUCUCUCUUGGCAUACAAACAUGUAAAAAUCGGUGAUGGAACAAAGAGUCAAAUCAACUUGAGUGUUUGUCAAGUCAGUUUAUCAAGCAACAAUGUACUUGCCAAGGAAAGAGGAAUGGCCACCAGCUCUAUGAACAUUCUAUCCAAACCAAAUCAGCAGUCACUUGUCACAGAGAGCUUGAGAGAGAAACCCCGAAUAUCUGUGGCGAAUACUGCCCAAACUCGGAUCAGAACCAGGGGUUUUUUGAAAAAAACUGAAAAGUCACCAAGUGACACAAGCCCAGAAGAUUCUUUAGUUGCAAAACCUGGGGCCUAUAGAGCUCAGACGGCAAAUAAACAAGGAGUCACAAACCAGAAACGUGGAAGACCACCAAAAACAAAACUUAAAGAUCCUAUCCCUCCGAACAACAAUCCUGCUCUCCCUGAAAAGAUGGGCUCUAAUGAAGAAAGUCAGCAGAAAAUGGACAGGAAUUUGCCAAAAGAGGAUUUAGAAAAGGGGGACAAAACAAAGCAGAAGUGUAAAAAAAGGAGGCUGAAUAGAAGCACAGAGGAGGGGGUAAUUCCACCAAAGAAGACCAUAAGCAUUGAGAGCACUGACAAGCCUGAUGCAGGUAUCAAUGACAUAAUCCCAGACGUAAGAAAACUUGGGGCAUCCAAAUGGCCACAGAUGGUCACUCUGAAGGAGUUUCAGAAGCUUAUUAAAAGGCAACACUCAAAAACAAGGAAGUUAAAAGAAAGCCAGGAAACAAAUGGAACUGUAAAAGAUGCAGAAAGUGAAGGGAUGGUGAACAGAGACAGCACAUACAAGGAAUCAGCUAAAGACAAAGAGAUGGACAUAGACAUCACUCAGCCUCAAGACCGGGUCGGGAGUGAACAGUCUCCGGUCAUUAGUGUCACAGUUGAUAAAAAUCACAAUCAAGUUUUCAGCGAAUCAACAGAUGGCACAGACAGCUCUACUAAGAAGACCAGUUUUUUGUGUGGUGGAAACCAACCAGUGUUUUCCUUUGAUGACCUGGAAGAAGUGGUGGCCAAGUUAGCAGCAGAGAGGGAGCAACCACUGAUGAAUCUUUAUGAAGGAACAGCCUGUGAUGUCAUCAACAAUGAAGGCUUGUCUCACAGUGACACUCACCUGCCUCAGUUAAACAAACCAUGGCAUCACAACUUGUACACCCAGACACCUGAGAGAACUGGUCCACCUCUGCCAGGUGCCGGUGGGAUUGUGUCAGGCUGCGAUCAAGAGGAAGAGGAGGAAGUGGAGGUGGACGUUCUGCUUUACUCCCCAGUCAAAGUGCCUCAGACCAGGGAGCGUGAGGAUGGUCUCAUCAACACAGAGAUAACUCUAGAUGAAGACGAGGAGGAAGAUGUGAAUGAGAUCGAUGUGACGGGAUGAGGCUGAAUAACCUUUGUAUAUGUGCAUAGUUUUAGAAUAUAUUGUGUGUCUAGUUCAGCACUUUUGGUGUGCCAAACCUAAUGUUCUCUCUGUUCUGGUUUUAUUUAUGUUCACAGAGAUGUGAGGCAAUGUAUAAUAGAUUUUUACAUCCUUCCUUUUCUGUUACUUUUCAUCAUCAGUCAGUGUCUAGCAGUCAUAAGCUCUGUACAUUUAAAAAUCACAGGUUGAUUGCAUUCAUUUAGUUCAAUAUACAAGGUUGGAAUGGUUGUUUAAUUUUCAUUAAUGAUAUGAAAAGGCAUUGAUACAAGUCUGAAAGGAAUCAUUAAUGUUUACAUUUAAUGUUUGUCAGU